AUGCGUCGUGCCUCAGUCUGGAUUUUCUUAGCUUCCCUGUGUGCUCCAUCCUUUGCUCUAUAUCGGGGGGAAAAUUAUAGGGAAGAUCUACGCAUACAACCACUCAGAGAUGGGCGAGUAUCGACGACGUUCUCUUUUGUGACUGUUCUAGAGAGUGCAGUUCCACGAAAUCCGAAGGCCUUGGGACAACUAGAUGAAUCCCAGCACUACGCCCUGUUCCCACUGACUCUUGGUCAAAUCCUACGCGAGUACGCGAUCACCGAGCUGCACCUCACUCUCAACGCUGGAAGAUGGAAUUAUGACAACUGGGGGCAUCCUCACGAAGCUGGGGUUGGCACUGGAGCUGAGCUAUGGGCUUGGAUGGGCGCUAGCGAGGUAACGACAGUGGAUGAACGAUGGUCUGGUCUUCGAAACGCACUUUCAGGACUCUUUUGUGCUUCUCUUGGGUCACUAGAUUCCAGACGAACAUUGUCACCGACGGUCGCCUUCCCUUUAUCCGGGUCUACUCCUACUUUUGCCCCACACGAACUUCGGCACGCCUCACUUCCUUCAGAGAACGUUUGCACGGAGAAUUUAACGCCCUUCUUGAAGCUACUUCCGUGCAAGAGCUAUGCAGGGCUUGCUUCACUUCUCAAUCCUCAGAAGGUGUUUGAUGCUGACUGGCAUGGCAUGGGGAUUCACGUGAUAUGGAAGGAAGACACUGGUGUGGAAUUAAAACUGACCUUACAAGCGGUAUUCAAUCCAGUGCGAACCAGCGCAGGGAAGAGACGAGACUGGAAUCUUCAGUUACUGUUUGAUCGCUCCAUCGAACGAUCAUGCCCAGUAGCGAGUUCCAGUUCUAUCACUGUUAUUCUACCGGAACACAAGGACUACCAAAUCAUCCCCGAAUAUCCCGCCCAUGUCGAUGGUUUAGCCAUUUAUGACUUAUCCUCCUCAUCUAAUUUCACGAUUCCGUCCAACAUUGCCAUGUCCUGGCCGAGUGAGCAUAGCUUCCAGUAUCCACUGCCACCAUUAAUACCGGUCACCCCGCUCAGCGUGAAACGAACAAUUCAUGGUACAACGCAAACACGAGGCGUUCUAUCUGUUUCUGUGACCAACAAUUCUCCUCAGGAGAUAUUGGCAGGUUAUCUGGAGAUGAUGCCUGCACUCCUCACGUUGUGGAUGCACACUAUGAAAGUCGAAAUUAACUCACAGAUACGGAGUAUGACCUACGGCCAUAAGAAGAUUGUCUUUGCUAAUUAUAUUGUGUAUUUAGGCGACUUGCUUUCAGGACUAAAAUAUCAUCCACCCUCGCCACAAUCUAAUGACCGCCUCUCUCCCUCGAUGUUGCAAGCUGUCCUCACAAUUCCACCAAAGACCACGCUCAAAAUUUCCAUGGAGGUCAACAAAGCUUUUCUAAAAUACACCGAACAUCCACCCGAUGCGAUGAGAGGCUGGGAUCUACCAGGAGCUGUGUUUUUCCCGCUCCCUCAAUCAUCUCACAAUACUUCUUCGAAUGAUGAUUGGGAGAGGAUUUAUACCCCGACACUCCUUGUCGACCUUCCCACCCCAGAUUUCAGCAUGCCCUAUAACGUCAUUAUCCUCAGCUGUACGCUCGUGACAUUGAUUUUCGGAAGCAUCUUUAAUCUGCUGACGCGCAAGUGGGUCGUGGUGGAGAUUCAAGAAUAGUUGGGGUAAUCAAUGUGGGAUUACAUCCCAUUGUACUAAUUAGUGCUCAUACAACCUACUGUCCUUUUCUGGGUCACUCGAUGUCUCGACCCUCGCACACGCCUUUUCGACGGAAUUGAUCCAUAUAUAUGUUCCGGCGGCAUCUGUCGAAGUGCCUUCAGUUCUCGACUGGCCAUAAUAUGUCCCACCACCAGGAUCUAUUCGAACUUCCGCAGUGAUCCUUGUCAUCCGUCGGAAGGGAGUAUGGUCUGAGCCACGUGGCGGUCUGCCCCCGGUAAUAAUGAUGGUCCAUUCCGAAAAUCACCGGGUUUGAAAUUGACUGAGCAUCCUGCAUAUACGAUAAAGCUACAAGUGAGCAGAGUAGUGCGUUGGCUCACGACGUCUUCAUUCCCAACACUCCCACAAGCAUGAUUGUCACUGGUUUGUCAUUAGAGACCCUUUCAAUAUUAGUGGGUUCGGUGGUUGCACUGCGCGCAUUGCAGCUCUUCU
This is a messenger RNA of Suillus subalutaceus, 2157 nucleotides long. RefSeq names its product GPI transamidase component PIG-T. The record is from RefSeq and is a predicted model, not a curated record. Lineage: Eukaryota; Fungi; Basidiomycota; Agaricomycetes; Boletales; Suillaceae. The transcript has 6 exons. Gene Ontology annotation, cellular component: GPI-anchor transamidase complex. Gene Ontology annotation, biological process: attachment of GPI anchor to protein. Bases 1 to 1668 code for a protein of 555 amino acids.